AGGGGAGCUGAUUGGCGUGAUGGGAAACAACCCUUUUACACAGCUCACAGUAACAGAGCAGAGGCUGUCAAUCUGCUGGAAGUCCCUCCCCUGUCACCAUUUUUCUCUUGGUGUCAGGAAAACGUGUCAGAAUGUUUCAUGCUGAUAGCAGAACAAACAAGGUUCACACCGAAGCGUUUUCUGCCGUGUUUUGCAGAAACGCAGUACAGUCCAUUUAACAUGAUUUCCUGUGGGACAGGUUCACAUCUCUGCAUUUUCACUCAGUGUGUUUUUUGGAAAGGGUCAGGGACUUUUUGGAACGCA
Messenger RNA from Staurois parvus, 303 nucleotides. The record is from the annotation of a GenBank genome assembly. Lineage: Eukaryota; Metazoa; Chordata; Amphibia; Anura; Ranidae.